GGAAAAGGAUGAGCUCGCGUGCUGAUGACGACCUCGCCUAACCUCUGAGUGACACUGUGCAAAUCUGCAAAAAAAAAGUUCUGUCGCGGUUCCUCCACGUGCUCCCAAAUCUGAACCGCUGGCUCCUGCCCGCUCGUGGUUCGGUGAACUUCUGACGAGCUGGUGUGCAAGUAAGUUAGCGUACUAAGUUAGCUUAGCCUGGCUUAACUUGUUACCCGGGAGAGUUUCCCGACACCCGACACAGUCGGAGCUCCCACCACGCCUUCGAGGAAAGAAGCCAUGUUUCGCCUCCUGAGUCGCCAAGGCCGGAGGCGUCUGAGCAUCUCGCCGGGGCAGCGGCGUGACGCGCACCACCGGGCCGUCAUAGCCAUCCGGCGGGAGGACAUCAAUCCGUGGGAGCGCCGGGCGCCGCUCGCGCCUCGCCACGUCCGCGAACUCACCCACGACGGAAUCAAAGUCCUCGUGCAGCCGUCCAACCGCAGGGCCAUCCACGAAAAGUACUACACCAAAGCGGGCGCCAUCAUCCAGGAAGACAUCUCGGAGGCGUCGCUUAUCCUCGGCGUGAAGCGGCCGCCCGAGGAGAAGGUGAUCCCCAAGAAGACCUACGCCUUCUUCUCGCACACCAUCAAGGCGCAGGAGGCCAACAUGGCGUUGCUGGACGACCUACUCAAGAAGGAAGUUCGUCUGAUCGACUACGAGAAGAUGGUGGACGCAAACGGCUUUCGCAUCGUGGCGUUCGGCCAGUGGGCCGGCGUGGCAGGCAUGAUCAAUAUUUUACACGGUUUGGGUCUUCGCUUCCUGGCGCUGGGCCACAACACCCCCUUCAUGCACAUAGGCAUGGCGCACAACUACCGCAACGUCUCGCAGGCCAUCCAAGCCGUGCGGGAUUGCGGCUACGAGAUCUCCAUGGGCCUCAUGCCCAAGUCCAUCGGUCCCGUCACCUUCUGCUUCACCGGAACCGGCAACGUCUCCAAGGGAGCGCAGGACAUCAUCAACGAGCUUCCCGUGGAGUACGUUGAGCCUCACGAGCUGAAGGAUGUCUGCGAAACCGGAGAUAUGACCAAGGUGUACGCCACCGUGUUGAGUCGUCACCACCACCUGAUGAGGAAGAGCGACGGGAUCUACGAUCCCAUGGAGUACGAGAACCACCCGGAACUCUACACCUCAAACUUCAGAACCAGCGUGGCGCCGUACACCAACUGCCUGAUCAACGGCAUCUACUGGGACCCUCAGACGCCGAGACUCCUGCGCCGGCUGGAUGCCCAGCAGCUGCUCAGACCCAGGAGCAACGGCGCCACCAGCGAGGGCAUGCCGGAACUGCCGCACAAGCUGCUGGCCAUCUGCGACAUAUCGGCCGACGCGGGCGGCUCCAUCCAGUUCAUGAACGACUGCACCACCAUCGACAAACCCUUCUGCAUGUACGACGCCGACCAGCACAUUGAUCACGACAGCGUGGAGGGCCACGGCAUCCUGAUGUGCUCCAUCGACAACCUUCCGGCUCAGCUGCCCAUCGAGGCCACCGAGUAUUUUGGCGACCGCCUCUUUCCGUACAUCUGGGAAAUGCUGCCCUCAGACGCCAGCAGACCUCUGGAUCAGGAGGACUUCAGUCCGCAAGUCCGCGACGCGGUGAUCACCUCCAACGGAGUCCUGACGCCAAAGUUCGAGUACAUCGAGAAGCUUCGAGAGCGGCGGGAGAAAUCGCAGAUCCUACAGAAAAGCGGCAUGAAGCGAGUUCUGUUGCUCGGGAGCGGCUACGUCACCGGACCCGUCGUGGAGUACCUGACCCGCUGCGAUAAGACGCAACUCACCGUGGCAUCCGUGUGCAUGAAGCAGGCGCAGGAUCUGGCAGCCAAAUACCCGAACACCAUCCCCGUCAUGCUGGACGUCAGCAGCCAGGAGGCGCACCUCAUCUCGCUCAUACAAGACCACGACCUCGUCAUCAGUCUGCUUCCCAAUGCCCUCCAUCCCCUGGUGGCAAAACAUUGCAUCGACAAGAAGGUCAACAUGGUCAACGCUAGCUACCUUAGCCCGGCCAUGAGCGACCUGCACGCCAGGGCGGAGGAGGCGGGUGUGAUCCUGGUCAACGAGAUGGGAUUGGAUCCCGGCAUCGAUCACAUGCUGGCCAUGGAGUGCAUCGAUCAGGCCAAAGCCGACGGAUGCGCCGUGGAGUCGUACGUGUCGUACUGCGGCGGACUACCGGCUCCCGAGUGCUCUGACAAUCCUCUGCGCUACAAGUUCAGCUGGAGUCCUUCCGGCGUUCUCCUGGCCUCCAUCAGUCCCGCCACCUUCCGCCGCGACAACCAGGUGGUGACCAUCCCCGGAGGCGGCGGUCUGAUGGACGCCGUGGCCCCCAUGGAUUUUUUUCCGGGCUUCAACUUUGAAGGUUAUCCCAACCGCGACAGCACCAAGUACGCCAAACUCUACGACAUCCCCGACGUGCACACGCUGCUCCGAGGAACGCUGCGAUACAAGGGUUUCUCCAGGGCCAUGCGCGGUUUUGUCAAAGUGGGUCUGAUCAACGGCGAGCCGUGUCCCCUGCUGGCCAGCACGUCCUCUCCCGUCACGUGGAAAGCUCUGCUGACUCACGUGAUGGGCUUGCCCGCCUCCACCUCUCAGCAAGAGUUGGAGGCCGCCGUGUACGAGCGCGUCGAUGGCGACGAUCGCUCCAUGGACUCUCUCAGAUGGUUCGACAUGUUGAGCGACGACGUGGUUCCUCACGCCGACAGCGUUCUCACUGCGCUCAGCAGACAUCUGGAAGCCAAACUCUCCUACGGCAGCGGCGAGCGCGACAUGAUCGUGCUGCGCAGCGACUUUGGCCUGCGCCACCCGACGGGCGAGCUGGAGAACAAACGCGUCAGUUUGGUGGUGUACGGCGAGGACGGACGAUUCUCCGCCAUGGCCAAGAGCGUGGGCUACCCGGUCGCCGUCGCCGCCCGCAUGCUCCUCGACGGCGAGAUCACUUCCAAGGGCAUCGUGCUGCCCAUGAGCAAGGAGAUCUACGCGCCGGCCUUGAAACGCCUCAAGGACGAAGGCCUCAACAUCGUGGCCAGCAGCACCCUGCUAGAAUCCUCCUGAGGACGUCACCUGCCCGCCCGCCCGCCCCUGUUUGCUACUUUUCCGUCUGACCCAAAUUUCUUUUUCGCGGUGGGCUCGGCGCACCCCCAA
Messenger RNA from Hippocampus zosterae (dwarf seahorse), 3165 nucleotides. It is a transcript of the gene aass, whose product is annotated as aminoadipate-semialdehyde synthase. Gene Ontology annotation, molecular function: saccharopine dehydrogenase activity. Bases 280 to 3075 code for a protein of 931 amino acids. The record is from RefSeq and is a predicted model, not a curated record. Gene Ontology annotation, cellular component: cytoplasm. Lineage: Eukaryota; Metazoa; Chordata; Actinopteri; Syngnathiformes; Syngnathidae. The transcript is spliced from 24 exons.